AUGAAUUGGUCUUGCUUGGUUUGUCUGGUUUUCGUCUCACUGGUUUGGCACUGUCCAGUGAUUUACAGCAGCCCAAUGACUAGGACUCCAGAUACAGGCUCGCAAACUGAGGUGGACUGUCCUUCCAGCUGUGCAUUUGCGUUUCCUAACAGUACAUCAACAAUGGACAGUGUGGAUCAGGACGGGCUAAACAUGACUUCAAGAGAACUGAAUCCUAAAUUUUUUGAAGCAUCUCGAGCGGGCCAGGCCAUCCAACACUACAUCAACACCAUCCAUGGCUCACCAUUCAGGCUGUAUGUGGUGACCCAAAUCCACAAGGCAAGAACAGAGGACAUGGGUGAAUCGGGGAUGAAGUACAUCCUUGAAUUCUCUGUGAAGGACACAGUCGGUCAGAGUUCAGAGGGCCGGUGCUCAGCAGAGGUGCUCUACCCCAAAGGGGAGACUCAGCGUCCACCUCAGGUCCAGUUCUCCUGUGAUGGGUUACCUCGUCUCAACACCUCUGAUAAGGAGCAGGCAUUCUACCAGAAAUAUAGUGCCAAUACCAAUCCUGUUACUGCAACCUACCUACCAGACAGCUAUGGUCACAUAGAGCCUGAUAUGUUCCCUUUCUGGCACUUGGGAUGGUUAGCCGCCAGCUUUGUCAUGCUUAACGAGUCCAGUGAAAACACGCGGUACAACAUGGCUCAAGUGGCCAAGAUCAAACAGCUGAAGAGUGAAGAUGACCAGCUACACUUCGAGUAUGAGGUUCUGCUUCAUGAUAUGGUUUCCCAGGAGAUUAUUCGUUGGAAGCUGCUAAUUACCUGGUCUCCAGCAAAGAGUAUAAAAGUGGUAGAAAGUGAAUUGCUGCCACGAUGUCAUUGCAACUAAAACCCUUAAGCUUUGAUUGAUACAUUUUUCCUAAAAUCAGUUUAAAUCAAUAUCCACUUAUACUGUAAUUUGCAACAAUAAAACAUUACUAUAAAGUUGCUUCUUGAAAUGGUUGCCACAUUUUGUCUACAGCUAUAAUAAUUGGAUUGAUGCUUUGAGUAAAUAAAUAAGCAGGCUACUUCAA
Molecule: messenger RNA, 1051 nt
Organism: Pangasianodon hypophthalmus (striped catfish)
Lineage: Eukaryota; Metazoa; Chordata; Actinopteri; Siluriformes; Pangasiidae
Gene: lxn
Product: latexin
Exons: 7
Coding region: 1-867 (288 amino acids)
Molecular function (GO): metalloendopeptidase inhibitor activity
Source: RefSeq, a predicted model, not a curated record